This is a messenger RNA of Morus notabilis, 822 nucleotides long. RefSeq lists its product as uncharacterized. The record is from RefSeq and is a predicted model, not a curated record. NCBI's taxonomy places the organism in Eukaryota, Viridiplantae, Streptophyta, Magnoliopsida, Rosales, Moraceae. Bases 4 to 750 code for a protein of 248 amino acids. The transcript has 2 exons.
AAAAUGCGAGAAACAUUGAAGCAAAAUUUCAUGUCCACCGAUCUGCAAAUCAAACACUUAAGCUCCAGUCCAAUUGUGGCUUUUACGGCGACGACAGAUUCGAAUGGCGGCGUCGUGGACAACGAGAGUGGUGCGGCGAAUUCCUUGGGUGCGACGAGGAAGCAGAACCGCCGAAUAGAGAGGACGGAUUUGGGGCGCGAUUACGUGAGGGAGAACAGUCGGCAGACUUCGCCAGAGGGCGCCUUUAGCUGUGGCACGGGCAGCACAGACAAAUCCGGAAAAACGGAGCACCACCGCCCGAAACUAGUCAGCGCGAGACUCUCACGGCCUUCCGAAACCGUGCGCCACCCAGCCGGUGCGACAGCCUCAGGUUCAAAUGGCUCCGACAGCGACGCCAUAUUCACCGUCGAUCCAAGCUUCAGCGGCGACUCCAGCGACGAGGGCGGUGAUCCCAGCUGGAACAGCGCGAACGAUUUAAGCAAGGCACAAGGCAACGCCGUAUUCUGUUUGAAGGUCUCUUCUCCACGACCUUCUGAUGAUGUUCAGCGAUAUGGGCUUAGAGAGGUUGAUCUAGCCCAAGAUCAAGAUGACCCACUUCAACUUAAUGAGCCCAACGGUCCAAUUGGCCCAAAUCAGAUCAGUGAGUUCAGCAAAUUAUUUUGCCCAACGCUGAUUGCUGAAUCUAAUAAGCAAAAUGAUGCUGAUUUCUUUCACAAGCUGAACAAUCAAUUUGGCCCAAAUUUUAUGUAGAAAUCCAAGCCAGGCUUACCAAAAGGCUAUGGUUUGACUAAGUUUGAGGAAGGCGAUCAGCUUAUGGAUUCC